Aspergillus steynii IBT 23096 is the source of this 1781-nucleotide messenger RNA. Its product is annotated as tRNA dimethylallyltransferase. The transcript has 2 exons. Gene Ontology annotation, molecular function: tRNA dimethylallyltransferase activity; ATP binding. The coding region runs from base 208 to 1725 and encodes 505 amino acids. Gene Ontology annotation, biological process: tRNA modification. Gene Ontology annotation, cellular component: mitochondrion. The record is from RefSeq and is a predicted model, not a curated record. Lineage: Eukaryota; Fungi; Ascomycota; Eurotiomycetes; Eurotiales; Aspergillaceae.
GCAAAAGAUUGAAGGAUGCGACCGUCGAUAAGGAGACGCACCGCACCGCCUUUCCCGAUCAGGGCGGAAAAUUUCCCCUCCUCCCCAUCUUCCUUCUUUUCUAUUGCUGCACCGAGGUUCCGCAAACCAUGGGGUCCUUGAUCUAGCCCCCUCAGUCCUAGAUUUCCUAGAGAUCAAGAUGCCAGGUACCUUUCAUUCGGGAUUCCGAUGCGCCAGUUUUUUCGCUAUCUCUAUCCUAUCAAGGGCUUGUCGAUAAUGGAGCCUUUGAUAACUGUUGUGGGUGCCACUGGCACUGGCAAAUCCAAGCUUGCAGUGGACCUCGCCUCUCGCUUCAAUGGUGAGAUCAUCAAUGGGGAUGCGAUGCAGAUGUAUCGCGGUCUUCCCAUCAUUACGAACCAGAUUCCGGUCGAGGAGCGCAACGGCAUUCCCCAUCACCUAAUCGAUUGUAUCGGACUGGGAGAAGAGCCGUGGCGAGUGGGCUUGUUUAAGAACGAGUGCCUUCGACUGAUCCGGGACAUACAUUCGCGGGGGAAGCUUCCGAUCCUGGUGGGGGGCACCCAUUACUAUACGCAAGCAGUACUGUUGAAGGAUCAGCUCGUUGGCGAGCCCUCGGCUGAUCAGGAUGUGGAUGUGGAAGCCCCUGACGAAAUGGCGGCGCUCGCUGCCAAAUGGCCAAUCCUCGAUGCGCACCCCGAUGCGGUGUUGCAGAAACUAAGGGAGGUCGACCCGGUUAUGGCCGAUCGCUGGCAUCCAAAUGAGACUCGCAAAAUUCGUCGGUCUUUAGAAAUCUACUUCCAGACGGGAAAGCGCGCAUCGGAGGUUUAUGCCGAGCAGAAGCGCUUGAAGCAAGCCGUGUCCGAUGCUAAGUCUCGAGACGAUGCGCAACAGCUACGCUUCCCGACAAUGAUAUUUUGGGUCCAUUCAGAUAGGAAUGUGUUGAACUCUCGGCUCAACAACCGGGUGGAUGCUAUGAUGGAACAAGGUCUAAUGACGGAAGCAGAGCAGAUGUUCGAACAUCUCAGGCAGAAAAACAAGCAAGACACCACCUUUGACUCUACGCGUGGAGUAUGGAUUGCGAUUGGAUUCAAGGAGUUGGCACCUUACUUUGAAGCAUUAUAUGGCGGUCUUUCCAACGAGGCCGAACUCCAAAAACUGAAGGAUUCCUGCAUUGAGCUAAUCAAGAUUGCAACGCGUCAAUAUUCGGCAUCUCAGAUCAAGUGGAUUCGAAACAAGCUAUGGGAAACCCUAGCUGAGGCUGGGAUGGCACAUCGUCUUUUCCUGCUGGAUAGCACCGAUGUUGAAAAUUGGGAGAAGUGCAUCACCGAACCAUCCGAGCAUCUCGUUCAAUCUUUGCUCCGGGACGAGCCUACCCCGGACCCCAAGUCUUUCUCAGAAUUGGCAAGCAAAACGCUGGGUGCAAAGGAGGCACAAUUGCUGAAGGGGCCUCGACCUGAGGCGAAAUGUAUCAGAUGUGACGUUUGCAACAAGACCAUGACCGAUGAAGCGCAAUGGGAAAUCCACAUCAACGGACAGGUCCAUAGAAGAACCCUGAAACAUGCCGCAAAAAAGGCGGAGCAGCUGCGGAAAAAGCAGGACAAUCUGGAAGAGGGGGAGACAACCCCCCCACGGACAGGUGAACAAGGCUUUUUUUCAGUUAACCCAGUUGCGUCUUCUGCAUCGCACAGUUCCAUGGAAAUCCCUAAGCACCGGAGCACCAGAAAGUAGAGUCUCUGUUUUUCUCAAACGUUAUCCUCACUAUUAUACAUUCGCAGUUAUGCAAG